Messenger RNA from Mitosporidium daphniae, 582 nucleotides. RefSeq lists its product as uncharacterized. Gene Ontology annotation, molecular function: calcium ion binding. NCBI's taxonomy places the organism in Eukaryota, Fungi, Microsporidia. The record is from RefSeq and is a predicted model, not a curated record. The coding region runs from base 1 to 582 and encodes 193 amino acids. The transcript is spliced from 2 exons.
AUGGGCAAGACUCAGAGUACUAUCACUUCUGAAAAUCUUGCCGACCUGACCAGGACCACAUAUUGUAAGCAUACGCAUGCUCUAACGUACAAUCAAUGGUAUCAAGGAUUCAUUUCUGAAAUUCCCCGCGGGUAUCUCACCGCACACGAUUUGAACAAAUUGUACGAGCAAUACUUUCCGUUUGGCGAUACAACGACUUUUACCACGCUACUGUUCAAUCUUUUUGACGAAGACAAAGAUGGAAGGGUCAUGUUUGACGACUAUCUGCGCUCUCUCUCCAUAAUUGCCCGCGGAAAGUUUGCAGAAAAGCUUGUAUGGUCUUUCAGGUUUUACGAUAUUGACAAUGACGGGUACAUUUCAAGAGAAGAACUGCUGCUUGCCACUAACGCCAUUUAUAAAAUGAUCGAAAAUAUAGCCACACAUCCAGAGGAUGAGGAUACGCCAGCCAAGCGGGUGGACAAGCUGUUUUCGCUUAUGGAUACAAACAAAGACGGCAAAAUAGACUUGGACGAAUAUUGCAUCGGUGUAAAAUCGGACCCAUUUAUGAUACAAUCUUUAUUUUUGUAUGAUGGGCAUAUAUAA